This is a messenger RNA of Coffea arabica (coffee), 1284 nucleotides long. The record is from RefSeq and is a predicted model, not a curated record. Lineage: Eukaryota; Viridiplantae; Streptophyta; Magnoliopsida; Gentianales; Rubiaceae.
AUGGGGCUGAACAAGUUAACAUGGUUGGAGGCGUACCCGCGCCUCGUAGGCAGUACGAUCCGUACUCCAACACGUACAAUCCGGGUUGGAGAGAUCACCCCAACUUCAGCUAUGGGAACAGGCUACAGAAUUCAUUCUCAAAUCAUCCACCGAGAUUUCAGCAACCAUGGCAACCCAAGCCUCAACUUUCGCCCUCCAAUUCAGGAGGCUCUUUGGAGGAUAUUGUCAAGAGUCUGGCUACGAGUACUACUCAGCUCCAAUAAGAAAUUAGGUCCUUGGUUGGAGAAGACGAAGAAGGCUGAGAAAGAAAAGGAGAUCCUGGAUGUAUUUCGAAAAGUGGAGAUCAACAUCCCCUUGUUGGAUGCAAUUAAGCAAGUACCAAAGUACGCAAAAUUCCUUAAGAAUUUAUGCACUCAUAAGAGGAAGUUGAGAGGGGACGAACGAGUAGCGGUGGGAGAAAACGUAUCAGCCAUACUCCAAAGAAAACUUCCACCCAAGUGUGGGGAUCCAGGUAUGUUUACGAUCCCUUGCAAAAUAGGAGAUACACCUAUUAGAAAAGCAAUGUUAGAUUUAGGGGCGUCAAUCAACGUGAUGUCAAAAACCAUUUAUGCUUCUCUAAAUCUUGGGCUAUUAAAAGAAACGGCCAUCACAAUGCAACUAACUGACCGCAUCAAUGCUUAUCCGGAGGGGCUGAUUGAGGAUGUUUUGGUUCAGGUAAAUGAGUUAGUUUUUCCAGCAGAUUUUUAUAUCCUAGAUAUGGGAGAUGAAAAGUCGUUAAAUCCGUCACCUAUUUUGUUAGGUAGACCGUUUCUUAGCACUGUUAGGACUAAAAUAGAUGUGAAUGAGGGUAUUUUAUCAAUGAAAUUUGAUGGUGCAAAAGUAAAUUUCAAUAUUUUUGAGAUGAUGAAAUAUCCAGAGAAAUCUAACUCAGUCUUUGCUUUGAGUGUUAUUGAGCCCAUUGUACAAGAAAUUUUUGAAAUGGAUGGUAAAGACGCAUUGGAAGUGGCCUUGACCAAGCCUCUUGAAUUGGGUGUAGCUCUUAAUGUGGAUAUGAGGGAUGAGUUGCACCAUGCAGUAGAAGCAUUACACUCACUUCCAACCAUGCCCCCAAGGUAUGAGCUUAUUUCUCUUUUUGUGCUAGAAAUUCAGACAAAGUUGCUUCUUUCAAUUGUGCAGGCACCGGAGUUAGAACUUAAGCCGCUCCCGAAACAUCCAAAGUAUGCAUUCUUGGGAGACCGAGAGACGCUUCCGGGGAUCAUUUCUGCACACCUAUCUCCAAGUUAA